Messenger RNA from Chinchilla lanigera (long-tailed chinchilla), 1896 nucleotides. It is a transcript of the gene Smtnl1, whose product is annotated as smoothelin-like 1. The transcript is spliced from 9 exons. Gene Ontology annotation, molecular function: protein binding. Gene Ontology annotation, biological process: actin cytoskeleton organization. The record is from RefSeq and is a predicted model, not a curated record. NCBI's taxonomy places the organism in Eukaryota, Metazoa, Chordata, Mammalia, Rodentia, Chinchillidae. Gene Ontology annotation, cellular component: microtubule organizing center; filamentous actin. Bases 112 to 1773 code for a protein of 553 amino acids.
GGGGCCUGGGGUUGGGGGGGCUGAGGACUGAAGCCACGAGGCCACUGGCUCAGAGGAGGGAGCUGCGGGCCGGAGGACAGCCGGCUCCCAAGCUGGGCGGAGGCCGCAGACAUGGACCCCAAGGAAGAGAAACUGUCCAAGGAGGAGACCACUGUCUCCCCAGCCGCAAAGGAGCCUGGGACAUCAGGGUCUGGAGCAGAGGAGACCAAAGGCCCAGUGGGGGAGACGCAAGCUGAGGAUGGUGUCCCCGAGGACGGUGUCCCCGCGAAUGUUGUCCCCAAGGACGGUGUCCCCGAGAAUGUUGUCCCCAAGGAUGGUGUCCCCGAGGAUGGUGUCCCCAAGGAUGGUGCCCCCGAGAAUGGUGUCCCCGAGGACGGUGCCCCCGAGAAUGUUGUCCCCAAGGAUGGUGUCCCCGAGGAUGGUGUUCCAGAGAAUGAUGUCCCUGAGGAUGGUGUCCCCAAGGAUGAUGUCCCUGAGAAUGGCGUCCCUGAGGACAAUGUCCACAAGGAUGCUGUCCACAAGGAUGGUGUCCCUGAGGAUGGUGUCCCCAAAGACAGUGUCCCCAAGGCUGGAGUCCCCGAGGGUGGUGCUCCCACAGGCCUGCAGGAGGAAGCUGCUGGGCUAGAGGGGGCGGGGCAGGGGGAGCCCGGGAAGGAGGCAGGGGGAAAGCAGGAAGUCGAGGUGGAACCGGGAAGGAAGAAAGGCAAGGAGGAAGAGGCUGCCGCAGCUUCCCUGGGGACGACAGCCAGGAAGGACGAGACCACAGCCCAACCCGGGGAGGCCGAGGACACGGAGGAGGCUGUGCUGGCCUCACAGAGGCCGAAGGGUGAUGAGAAAGAGGCCCCCGCGGAAUCUGAGGAGAAAGAGGGAGUGAACGGCAGAGACAAACCCCCACCCACAGAGGCUGGUGGGGACCAGGUCGCCGACCAAGAGGCCAAGGCGGGAUCUCAGAAGGCAGCUGUGGACGGUGAACCCCAUGAGGCUGACGGAAAGGAGGAGACCGAAAGAGGUGCAGAGGAAUUGGAGCCCGGAGGCCGUGGGGAAGACCAAGAGCAAGAUGAGGAUGAAGAGCCCAAGGAGGGGGCCACAGGGGUCCCCAGCUCCCCUGAGGAGUGGCCCGAGAGCCCCAGCGAGGAGGGCCCUGGCCUCAGCCCAGAUGGUGUGGGCCUGGAGACCGCAGCCUCGGGGGACGCCAGCCCUGGUGCCAGCGAGUCUUUGCCCAGCGACGUGCCCCAGAGUGCCACGGAGCCCCCUCCCGCAAAGGAGAAGAAGGAGCCGGCCCCGGCACGGAGGGUGUCGCCCGCGGCCCGGCCCCGGGGUCCCCGCGCUCAGAACCGCAAAGCCAUCGUGGACAAGUUCGGCGGGGCGGCCUCGGGCCCCACCGCACUGUUCCGGAACCCAAAGGCGGCCGGGGUGGCCGUCGGGGGCGUCAGGAGCAUGCUGCUGGAGUGGAGCCGGGCCAUGACGAGGAAGUACGAGCACGUGGACAUCCAGAACUUCUCGUCCAGCUGGAGCAGCGGCAUGGCCUUCUGCGCGCUCAUCCACAAGUUCUUCCCCGACGCCUUCGACUACGCGGCGCUGGACCCCGCCCAGCGCCGGCACAACUUCACCCUGGCCUUCUCCACUGCUGAGAAACUGGCCGACUGUGCCCAGCUGCUGGACGUGGACGACAUGGUGCGGCUGGCAGUGCCCGACUCCAAGUGCGUGUACACCUACAUCCAGGAGCUGUACCGCAGCCUCGUGCAGAAAGGGCUGGUGAAAACCAAGAAGUGAAGGCUGAGUCAGGAAGGUGCCCUGGGCCUCGCUCCUGCUCCUCGGAGACAGCAGAGCCGGGGGUCAGGCAGGGACAGGCGGCCCCAGUCGUGACUGCAUUAAAAGGACUUUUGUAAAACCCUG